AUGAUCACCUCAUCAAGCUUCCCAUUACUCUGCCUCACAGUCUCUAUACUCUUUCUUCUUCCCUUGCCUUCUUCCUAUUCUGCAGACCCUGAUCCAUUACAAGACCUGUGCGUGGCAGAUUUAAGUGCCUCCACACCAGCAGAUUAUAACUUUCCCUGCAAACCCAUCUCAGAGAUCACAUCAGAUGACUUUUUCUUCGACGGCCUGACCAAACCAGGAAACAAAACCAAAGUUUUUGGGGUAUCUGUAUCAGCUGGCAAUGUCCUCACAUUUCCUGGGCUCAACACUCUUGGCAUAUCACUCAACAGAGUUGGGUUUGCGCCACGUGGCAUCGUCCCACCUCACUCACACCCUCGAGCCAGUGAGGUUGGGGUCGUCAUGGAAGGCAAGAUCCUCACUGGUUUUGUGACGACUAAGAAUGUUUUUUACUCCAAGGUUUUGACUGCUGGGGAGGUUUUUGUGAUUCCCAGAGGGCUUAUUCACUUUCAGCUCAAUGUUGGAGAAGGUGAAGCCCUUGAGUUUACUGCUUUCAACAGUCACUUGCCUGGUUCUGCUGCGGUUCCUUUGAAUCUAUUUUCUGCCACGCCUUCGAUCUCCGACCAUGUGUUGACCAAGACGUUUCUAGUGGGUGAAGAUAUUAUUGAUAACAUUAGAUCCAAGUUUAGGUUUUGA
This is a messenger RNA of Prunus dulcis (almond), 672 nucleotides long. Its product is annotated as germin-like protein subfamily T member 2. Bases 1 to 672 code for a protein of 223 amino acids. Gene Ontology annotation, cellular component: cell wall. The record is from RefSeq and is a predicted model, not a curated record. Gene Ontology annotation, molecular function: manganese ion binding. The transcript has a single exon. Lineage: Eukaryota; Viridiplantae; Streptophyta; Magnoliopsida; Rosales; Rosaceae.